Molecule: messenger RNA, 2370 nt
Organism: Vidua macroura (Pin-tailed whydah)
Lineage: Eukaryota; Metazoa; Chordata; Aves; Passeriformes; Viduidae
Product: maestro heat-like repeat-containing protein family member 6
Exons: 13
Coding region: 1-2088 (695 amino acids)
Cellular component (GO): cytoplasm
Source: RefSeq, a predicted model, not a curated record
AUGUUCCGGCAGUUCUUGCGCAUUCAGCGUAGGAAGACCGGCAGCACAGCAGCUGAGGGCGCAGCCGAGCCUGACUCGGGGCUGACCGAGCUCCAGGCAGAGCCCGAUGGCAGCCCAGAUUCAGCUGAGCGCUCAGAAGACGCUGAGACCUCAGAGACUGAAACCUGGGCAAAGGCUCUUCUCACAUCAAUGACUGAGGACGUGGCCAUCACAAACAACGACAAUGAAGAGACUCAGGGCAUCACAACUACUGACACCAGCCCAGAUUCACUGGAGCACUCAGAAGACUCUGAGGCUGCAAUGAACGAUCACAGGGCAAAAGCUGACAUGGCAGUGACUGAGGAUGUGGCCAUCACAAACGCCAACAGCGUAGAGACUCAGGGCCUUGCAAAUACUGACACCACGCCCACUCCCACUCUGAGUCAGGAACUCAUAUUUGACUAUUUCAAGGAGCCUUGUGUUUCUUCUCACCAGCAGCAGCAGGUGCCAGCCAAGGUGAAGAACAUCCACCAGAGUCUCAUGUCCCACGUCUCUGUGGAUGCCAGGCUGCAAAUGGACAUUGUGAGGCUGGCAGAAGAACACCCUGCUGACGUGGUGCUGACCCUCCUGCGCUGUGCCCCAACGUGUGACAGAGCUGCUGCAAUGAUGUGGAGAGCCAUAGGCUCAUCGGGACCAGCACUGGAGAAAGCGCUGCCAACACUGCUCUGUGUGAUGGAGGACUGGCCUCUGCACAGAAUGUGCACCUCCGAUGGGGACAACAAGGACCUUUUUGCCCUGGCUGCAACUCUGGUGAUCUGGGUGAUUGUGCCUGAGUGCAACAAGGCCAUGAUCCCUUAUUCUGGGCAACUGUUUGUGGCUCUGCUCUCCCAUGUUGUCAUCACCACACAGCAGAUGCCACCAGAGGAAGUUGAUAACUUCUGGAGUGCAUGCCAGGCGAAACACCGCCUUCCCUACGAGCCCAACAGGUUUGCAGUGCAGGCCAUGAAGGAUCUGCUCUGCCGACUGCAGUGUGACCAUGUGGUGGUGGCUAUGGAGCGCAAGGGUGGCUGGGACAUGAUGCUGUGUGCUCACACCCAGCACUAUGCCGUGGGUCUGCUGGCCAGGGAGAUGUGCAAUGUCUUGGUCCCCUUCUGUUCCUGCAUCACGCUCCACUUGCUCCGGCAGCUCAGCAGGGAGGAGCCGUGCUGGGAUCUGCCCUUCCUGGCAUUCCUUGUGGAGGUCCUCGAGCGCCUGGACAUGAGUAAAUGUGGUGGCAGCGUCCUGAAGAUCAUGUCAAGGUACCUCCGGAGUGAAUGCAGUCAGAGGCGUCACCUGGCGCUCAGAGGCCUCGUGGUGCUCAGCAAGGAUCCCUCGAUGGCCAGAAGAAUGUGCAGCGUGUCUCAAAGCCUUCUGCAGCUGCUGGGGGAUGAAGAUAGAGAGGUGGUCAGCAUGAGCCUCCGUGUGUUCACAAAUGUGCUCCAGCACAAAGACAUCCUGGUAUCCAGCACCACUGCCCCGAAGCUGGCUGAGGCUCUCCUGCUGCUCUUUGACCACGACAACAGCCAUGUGCAGUUGCUCUCCAUUCAACUCUUCUGUAAGGUGAUGGACUUGGUAGUGGAUGAGGGAAAAAAGUCCCUGAAGACAAUUGUGAACAAGAGCCUGGACACACUUUUCAUCUACUGUCAUGAUGAGAACUGGCACGUGGCAAAGGCCUCUCGGGAAACGCUGCAUUGUGCAGCCAAGUUUCUGAAGAGGAGAAAUCUCGAACAGCUGCUGGAGAAGGAGCAUCUGUGGAAGUUUGCUGAGGUCCUGCUGGCAGAGGACAGGAGCCGAGCGGCCGAGCACCUGCGCCGGGCCCGGCCCUACCUGCAGAGCCCACAGGGGCCCCUGCGAGAGGCGGCCGUCAGGUUCAUGGGGAUGGCCGAGCGCAGCUCGAGGGGGCAGCAGGGAAAGCUCCAUGCCCUCAGUCAGGCCCUUCAGGCCCUGUGGAGAGAUUACAGUCCUUCCCAGACAAACAUAGUAGUUCAUGAUACAUUCAGUGAAAGAGCUGCAGAAGUGGCUCAGAGGAACCAGUGUCUGCAUCAGGCCUCCAAAUGCCAUGGAAGAUGAGACUACCUUGAGACCAGAAGAGACCAGCUGGAGCUCCAGGCACAGCUGAUGAUUGGCACAGCUGACCCUGUGGGAAACCUGCAGGGCUUCAGCCCUCUCCCUGCUUAUAGAUAGCUCCUUCCCUCCAGCCCUCAGACACUGCCCAUCCCCUUUUUUCCCUUCCACUCUCCCUCCCUGUUGACAGCUCUUUCCCUCUAGCCCUCAGAUCCUGCCCAUCCCAUUUUUCCCUCCCACCCCAUCCCUUUGGUUUGUCUUCUAUUAAUAAACAGUUUGGCUUUUUCA